Messenger RNA from Gallus gallus (chicken), 2400 nucleotides. It is a transcript of the gene DND1, whose product is annotated as DND microRNA-mediated repression inhibitor 1. Gene Ontology annotation, cellular component: nucleus; cytoplasm. Gene Ontology annotation, molecular function: mRNA binding. NCBI's taxonomy places the organism in Eukaryota, Metazoa, Chordata, Aves, Galliformes, Phasianidae. Gene Ontology annotation, biological process: mRNA stabilization; negative regulation of miRNA-mediated gene silencing. Bases 456 to 1709 code for a protein of 417 amino acids. The transcript has 5 exons. The record is from RefSeq and is a predicted model, not a curated record.
AGGGAGAGCCUCGUGGAGGAGAUCAGGAGGCGAACAAAUCAGCUGUAGGACCCACCUGGACAGCUCUCACAUGCUGGGUUCUGGCAGACAGACGCACUCCUGUGACCAACCAGGCUGCUUGGCUCUACCACCCAGCCAGCUGGCAGCAGAUGCAGGGUUGGGGAAGCCUUUGGAGGUUGUAUUUAUUCUUUGUCUUGCGUCCUCCCCUUCCCCACAGGAGCAGAGAGGCCGCACUGACUCCUAUGAAAUGCCCAGCCCUUGGCUGUGUCAUUGAAAGAUGUUUUGUGAGUGGCUCUGGCACACACUGCCCUCCUGUCUGCAGCUGUACCGUGACCAGAGGAGCCCCGUGCUGCCAGCAGCCCCCAGGCUCUUGUCUGCAGCUCUUUGUGCCCUUCGCGUUCAAUAAAUGUCCAGCCCAGCGUCUGUGCUCUGGCCGCGGGGGUUGACCUUAUCCCAUGCCAAAUGUUCUGACAACCAAUAAAUCUCGGCCAUCCUACGCCUCGCCUUUCCUUCCCUCCGCUCACCUGCCCGCCUCUGCUCGGGUAGUUCCUCGGCGGCCCCGCGCCAGGAGCACAGCGCUGCUGGGUGGAGGGGGGGGCUGUGCUGCACCCCCGGCCCUCCGCUCUCUCCUCCCUCCCCGGGGCGGGGCACUCGAAGCCCGACGGUGGGCGGUGGCGACGGAAGGUUCCAGAGCAGGGAGGGGGCCACGAGGAGCUGCGAUGGCGGAGGAGCAGUGGACCAGCAGCAUCAACCGGACCAAUAAGAUGGCUCUGCUCGCCUGGGUGAGAGAAACCGGCAUCGACCUGGUGCAGGUGAACGGGCAGAGGCGGUACGGCGGCCCUCCGCCAGGGUGGGUGGGCAGCCCGCCGCCCCCGGGCUCCGAGGUGUACAUCGCCAAGCUGCCGCGGGACCUGUAUGAGGACACGCUCAUCCCGCUCUUCCAGAGCGUGGGGCAGCUCUACGAGUUCCGCCUCAUGCUGACCUUCAGCGGGCUCAACCGCGGCUUCGCCUACGCCAAAUACAGCGACCAGCACGGUGCCGGGAAGGCCAUCGCCGCCCUCAACAACUGGGAGGUGCAGGAGGGCCGCGCCAUCCUGGUGUGCCGGAGCUUCGAGAAGUGCGAGCUGAGCGUGAACGGGCUGCCCGCCACGCUGCGCCGCAGGGAGCUGGACACCAUGCUGCUGGAGGCCACCGAGGGGCUGCUGGGCUUAACGCUGCACGCCAGCCCCGGCCGCAAGCAGGGCAAGGUCGCCGUGCUGACGUACAGCUCGCACCGGGCUGCCGCCAUGGCCAAGAAAGCUCUGGUGGAAGGGAAUGUGGGCCUCUUCAAGAAGAAGGUGAAGGUGGAGUGGCUGAAGCCGGAGCUGAAGGAGCAGUUGCAGGCGUGUGGGGAGAAGCCGCCCCCCGGCAGUGUGCAGUGCCUGCAGAGCCCCGAGCGGGUGCUGCCGUCCUCCGAGCUGCGCGGGGCGCUGGGCCGCCUGGGGGCCCUGUGCCGGCGGCUGCACCUGGGCACCCCCCGCUUCCUCACCAGGUGCGUGCAGGCUGAGCCCCACGGCUGGCAGCGGUACUGGGGCCAGGUGGUGAUCCCGUCCUACCCCGUGCCCUGCAGCACCUUCCUGUGGGUGCGGGAGGACGCGCCGGGCACCGUGGGGCACGAGAAGAUGAAAGAGGCGGUGGCGCAGCUGGCCCUGAUGAUGCUGGGGCACUGAGGGUGCAUGUGGGCACACGUUGUGCCCCAGCUAUGAAAUGAACCCGAGCCACCUGAUGUCACGUCGUGGAGCAGAGCUGAGCCCAGCGGGGCCGCGUUCCUGUUCAGCCUUGUUUUGAGUUCGUUGGGGUUUGUUUGAAGGCCAUCUGGAGGAUGCGGGCGCUGCCCCAUCCCUAUCAGCACUGGUUCUGUUGUUGGCAGCAGGCGUGCCCUGCCUGCUUCCAUGUUCUCCUGUUGAUGAAGUUGUUUUGUGUUGCUGCGGUGCUGCAGGGCUCUCAGGAGGAGCAGCAGCUGCCUGGGAAGGAUGCGUUCUGGGGGCGCCAGGCCCCAUUGCCUGCAGCCCCAUUGUCGCCGUGGGGCAGCCAGGGAGCCCUGAGCUGUCUGCAGGCACUGCCCCCAGCCUGGAGGCCAGAGUCCACCUGCUGGCUAUUAAAGGAGCCUGGGAAGCACCGGUGGUGUUCUGUUGCGUUUUGUUGCUGCGGUUUCCCUGCGGUUUCCCGUUGUGCAGCCAGGCCCACAUUGGGCAGCACCCGCUGACGUCACCCCGACGUCACCUCCACACGCAGCUCCUGAGGCGCAGCUGCUGCCACCCGCCCUGGGCCGGCUUUAGCCCAGCGGUUCCUUCGGCAAACAGUUUCUGAGUUGCGGGCCCCGACUGGGGUUCGAUCCCGCGGGCACCCCUGGCCCAUUUU